AUGUUGGCACAAGAAGUAGAGAAUUUGGAGAGAGCCAUCUAUUACAUCAGUAAGAAACUCCUUGCUUAUGAGGAGAAUUAUUCACUAAUAGAAAAAACCUGUUUGGCUGUAGUAUGGGCAACUAAGAAGUUAAGGCACUACUUUCAGACCCAUCGAGUUAUUGUAGUAUCCCGGAUGGAUCCUUUAAAGUACCUAUUUGAAGUACCGACGCUAGUUGGAAAAUUGGCCAAAUGGUUGGUCCUCUUAUGCGAAUUUGAUAUUGUGUAUGAGACUCGAAAAACCAUCAAAGGGCGUGUAGUGGCCGAAUUUCUUUCUGAAAAUCCAGUUAAUGAAGAGGAAGAAGUCGAAACAGCCUUCCCGGAUGAGAGUCUCAAGCUAGUAGAGGUCCAGCCAUGGAAAAUGUACUUUGAUGGGGCCAUGAAUAAGAGCAGAGCCGGUAUAGGGGUAGUUUUGGAAGCACCGAAUGGAGAACAAUUGUUAAUGUCAAAAAGGCUAUGUUUCCCAACCACUAAUAAUAUUGCAGAAUAUGAGGCUUGCAUUUGUGGCCUAGAGGCAUUAAUAGCUGUUGGGGCUAAAAAAGUGGAGGUGUUUGGAGAUUCAAUGCUAGUAGUUUCCCAUAUUAAAGGUGAAUGGGAAUUGAAAGAAGAAAAGUUGAGGCCAUACCUGGAGUAUGCUAAGAAACUAUUAUUUAGCUUUGAGGAAGUGACAAUGAAGCACAUGCCUAGAGCUCAGAACCAGAUGGCUGAUGCUCUAGCCACGCUGUCUGAGCAGAUAAUGGAGGAAGUACAUGCAGGAGUGUGUGGUCCUCACAUGAACGGAAGGGUAUUAGCGGGCAAAAUUUUAAGAUUGGGCUAUUACUGGUCUACCAUGGAUACUGACUGCUCUAAAUUUGUGAAAAGAUGCCAUGAGUGCCAAAUCCAUGGGAAUUUGAAUCACCUACCAUCCGAUGAACUCUCUGAUGAUGACUUCACCAUGGCCAUUCUCAAUAUGGGGCAUAGACAUUAUUGGGAAGAUUUCUCCCACGGCUUCUAA
Molecule: messenger RNA, 1032 nt
Organism: Hevea brasiliensis (rubber tree)
Lineage: Eukaryota; Viridiplantae; Streptophyta; Magnoliopsida; Malpighiales; Euphorbiaceae
Exons: 2
Coding region: 1-1032 (343 amino acids)
Molecular function (GO): RNA-DNA hybrid ribonuclease activity; nucleic acid binding
Source: RefSeq, a predicted model, not a curated record